Messenger RNA from Hymenoscyphus albidus, 2102 nucleotides. NCBI's taxonomy places the organism in Eukaryota, Fungi, Ascomycota, Leotiomycetes, Helotiales, Helotiaceae. The record is from the annotation of a GenBank genome assembly.
GCCAGGAAAGGACGCACCGGCCAUUAUAUCCUCCGAGAAAGUCCGAUUAUUACUUAAGGUCAAUGAUGUUUCCAUAUUAACAAAAUCUCUAUCUCUUCGAAUGACACUUUCAUAGCAAACGAAUUUCUACCUUCCCAUAAUGGUUGCUUUGCCAAAGCAUGGCCAUAUGCUGGUUGCUUUACGACAACAAGAUAUUAACGUUUACUAUGUACCGCUUGCUGCUUUCGCUUUCACCAUCUUUUAUGGCUUCGCACUAGGAAUAUAUCGACUUUAUUUUCACCCCUUGGUAAGUUCAAUUGAAAGUCAAUUCAUGGCCAAUUGACCUUAUUUCACUAUUGAACAGGCGAAAUUCCCAGGUCCUCGCUUAGCAGCUUUAACCAGAUGGACUGAAACCUACUACGAACUUAUUCAUGGCGAUGGAGGGCAGUUCGUCUUUGUCUACGCCAAAUGGCACGAGAAAUAUGGUAUUGGGAUCUUCUCGGGUUUGAGGCAACUUAAUUAAUUCAAUUAUACAGGUCCGAUCAUUCGCAUCAAUCCAGAUGAGCUACACGUCUCAGAUUCAUAUUUCUAUGACACUCUAUACUCUAGCACGACUCCCCGUGAUAAACUCAAAGCGCUUGAGAAACGUUUCGGUAGCGGUAUGGCUCUCGCUUCAACAACCGACCAGCACCUUCAUCGUAAGCGCCGCGCAGCCUUAAAUCCAUUCUUCUCGAGGCGCAAAAUCGUCGAUCAUUCCAACGUUCUCCAAACCCGGAUGAAUCGCAUUACCGAGAGGUUGCAAAACGAAUAUAUGGGCGUAUCGAGAGUUUUAAAUCUAAAUGAGAUGUGGGGAUGCUUUACAACAGAUUCCAUUGUAGGAUACUGCCUUGAAACCAAAUACGAUUUCAUUGAGACCCCUGACUUUCGAGCAUCCUUUACGAAGUCCAUUUUUGAGCUUAUUGAGCCUGUUCAUUACUUUACUCAAUUCCCAAUCCUUCGAAUUGCCGCAGAUUUGCUACCCGAGAGUGUUGUAUGCUGGUUACAGCCUCAGAUGAUACCAGUACUAAGGUUCAAUGAGGUGAGUGCAUCCUGUUACUUUCUGUCGAAAUGAGUCUUGGAACUAAAAAAGCGACCUGUGAUAGGAAAUGGCAAGACAACUAAAAUUUAUUCUCAAUUCCAGAGAGCUGGGCGAUAAAGAGAAGCAACCGUCUACUGCGGUAUUCCGCGGUAUUUUUGAUUCUAAACUUCCACCAGAAGAGUUGAGCCCCGUUAGACUUCAACAUGAGAUCCAGAGCAUCAUCGGCGCUGGAAUCGAAACCACAAUGCGUGCUCUAAGCGUGGUCUGUUUCCAUGUUCUCGCAAACCCCCCCAUACUACAACGGCUCCGGGAGGAACUUGACAGGGAGAUGCCGGACGCCAGUGAAAUAGCUCACUAUGAUAAGCUUGCUCAGCUCCCAUUUCUAAGUGCUUGUAUCGAAGAAGGUUAGUUUUCUUGUUUUGAUGCCCUGAUGCCAGCGUCGCGCGAUUCUAAUUUCCUAAAAUCAGGGCUUCGAUUAUCCUACGGUGUCUCCCAACGCUUACCGAGAGUUAUCACUGGUGCUGCUUUGCCAUACAAAGAUUCAGUUAUUCCGGUUGGUGCGACAGUUAGCAUGGAUGCCUUCCUCGUGGCGCAUGAUGAGGAGAUUUUCCCACAAAGUUAUAAAUAUCAACCUGAACGCUGGUUAAACAAUCCAGUUGCACCUGAUGGGAAGAAGUUAACGCGAUAGUAAGUAAAUUCUUUUUGUUUCUCUUUGUUAGGCCACCAAUUCUCCCUUGAGCAUAACUUCAUAAGAAGUUCAGAAAUCAUACGCGAUUGCAAACCAGUGGGGUUUUAUGCUGAUUCCCUACUUUCUAGCAUGGUAGCGUUCAGCCGUGGAGCACGUGCAUGCAUCGGCUUGCAACUUGCAUACGCAGAGUUAUUUAUAGGAAUUGCAACAAUGUUUCGAAGGUUUGAACUCGAUCUGUAUGAGACCGACCGUUCGGCUAUAGACUUCCAUAUGGAUAGGUUUGUGCCGAAACCAAAACCGGGGACGAAUGGUGUACAAGUCUUUGUAAAGUCUGUAAGAAGUUAGAUGUGAUGGAGG